This is a messenger RNA of Diospyros lotus (date-plum), 1639 nucleotides long. RefSeq lists its product as uncharacterized. Gene Ontology annotation, molecular function: N-acetyltransferase activity. The record is from RefSeq and is a predicted model, not a curated record. Gene Ontology annotation, cellular component: cytoplasm; NatA complex. Gene Ontology annotation, biological process: mitotic sister chromatid cohesion. The transcript is spliced from 5 exons. The coding region runs from base 283 to 1107 and encodes 274 amino acids. Lineage: Eukaryota; Viridiplantae; Streptophyta; Magnoliopsida; Ericales; Ebenaceae.
CGACAUUAAGGCUGCUAGUAGCACGAGCACUGAGGAGCGCCAACUUGUUCAGUCUUCCACGCGGCAACUGCCGUACGUUUGGUGGUCUGCCGCAAACACCAAAGCACAGCCACUCACCGUUCAUCCAUUUAUCUUCUUAUCCCUUUGUGACUUCGUCUGCGUUGAGUACAUGUAGUUUGCUGACGGGUGAAUUAGCAGCAGCAGCGGGUGAUAAUAUAAAAGCAAGGUGUCCAUCAGUCUUGGAGAAUCAAAUGCACGAGAUAGCUGCUUUUUCAUCUGAAAAUGGCUCAUCUGCAAGCGAACUACUCACCAAACCUCACGUCCAGAGCAAUCUGCCGAGAAAUUUCAUUCAGAUUCAACGCGGGUAGCGACUGCUUCAGAGUGAGUCUCCUCAACCAUGGAACUGUUCCCAGAGACAGAAGAAGCAGUAAGUUUCCGGUUCUCCGCUCUGCCGCAUCGGCCGAUCAGGGCGUGGAGUUGGGCGGAGGGAGAACGGACGAGAAGCAGGGAGAUGAAGAGGAUCAGUUUGGGUGUCUGGCGAAAGAGCAUGGAUGGAAGGUGAGGAGGUUGGCCGAGGACCCAGAUGAAAUGAGAAUGGUUGCUCAAGUUCAGGCCGAAGCAUUUCACGUCCCUAUGUUUCUCUUCAAUGAUCUUUUCUUCCUGUUCUUUCAGGCUGAAGUGCUUUCAGCACUUCUUUACAGACUCAGGAACUCACCCCCAGACAGAUAUGCUUGCUUGGUUGCCGAGCCCAACGCUGAUUCGUCCGGCCAGCUCGUGGGAGUGGUAGAUGUCACAGUCCUGAGAGACGACGCUGUUCUUGAACAUCUCCCUGGAGCAGAAGAGUAUCUCUACGUUUCCGGAAUAGCAGUGCUAAACAAUUUCAGGAGGAAGAAAGUGGCGACUGCAUUGCUGAAAGCCUGCGACGUGCUGUCUGGUCUCUGGGGAUUCGAGUAUCUGGUGCUGAGGGCUUAUGAAAAUGAUUGGGGAGCUCUCAAGCUGUACGGAAACGCGGGCUACAGAGUCGUUUCCGGUGAUCCACCAUGGAUGACCACUUGGAUCGGCCGCCGCCGCCGCGUUCUUAUGAUCAAACGCACCAUUAAUGAUUGAGUUAUCCGCGCAUAUUGUGUUGGGAAACAGGCCAAAGUGCACAUAAAUUUUUUUUUCACUUUUCUUUCAUUUUUUUUUUUUUGAUAGCAGCUGCUGUUGAUUCCUUUUAGACUGUAAUUGUAAUUGUAUUGUGAGGUUGAAUUUUUGUAUCUGCACUUCCACGAGUGAUGGCAAUGUGAAGCAGUUUGGAAGGAGGCAGGGGCGGAUCAGGGGGAGGGCUGGCCCCCAGAUCCGCAGGUCUCCCCCCCCCCAAAAAGAAAAAAAAAUGGGUCAGAUCUGCAGGGCAGAUCCAGGGGAAGGAGGGAGAAUAGCCCAAAUGGUUGCAUGAUGCGUUCCGGGAGAUGUCUUUUUGCCUUCGAUGGCUUGGUUGGUUUCUUGACCAAUACCAUAUCGAUGAUUAGUGUGAUGAUGGAGGAAUUUAUGCUAUUAUUAAUGAGGUUCAUAAUAGGAGUUUUAUCCAUUGCACUUGAAAUGGUCCGACGAAUCUCCAAUUCACUUCUCAAUCAUCAAUCACAUCUGCUCGUUAAAUAAA